Molecule: messenger RNA, 3304 nt
Organism: Gadus chalcogrammus (walleye pollock)
Lineage: Eukaryota; Metazoa; Chordata; Actinopteri; Gadiformes; Gadidae
Product: zinc finger protein 468-like
Exons: 7
Coding region: 525-2267 (580 amino acids)
Biological process (GO): regulation of transcription by RNA polymerase II
Molecular function (GO): RNA polymerase II cis-regulatory region sequence-specific DNA binding; DNA-binding transcription factor activity
Source: RefSeq, a predicted model, not a curated record
GUGUGUGUGUGUGUGUGUGUGUGUGUGUGUGUGUGUGUGUGUGUGUGUGUGCAAUAAGAACCAAUGCAAAGGGUUAAAAUGUACCACUAUAUCAAAUCUAACAAAACUCUUCAAAAAGGAAAUAAUGAAAAAAAAGUAUUAUUUGAACUGUAUUACCUAAGCUAAGGAUCCUGAGGAUCUCAUUUGUUCGUUUUUAUUUUAUUUCUUGCUUUUUAUCGGUCAUUCUUUUGUUUUUUAUUAUCAUCUAUAAACAUGUUCAAUAAAAAAGAAUAAGAAAAAUACGGGGAGAGGUUACCUUUUACACAGCCCGAGAUGAAGCCUCGGACGUCACCCGCUACGUCAUUUCGCCUACGUGAAGCCUGCUCGAUAGGGAGCUUCGCUGGGGGGAGGAGCCGAGGUACUCGAUCGACACACGCCCCGAUGCCUCGACGCAAACCAUAACAUCACUACAUAUAGUAAGUUUCACCGACGACUGCUUCCUCAACUUGGUCCAAUACAAAGCUGGACUUGCGGAACGUCUGGAAAUGGAGUCCGGAUUAGUACCAACUCUCCUCGGCUCAGCGACAAAUCUCGGACAAAACAGCCCAUCAAUUGGUAACAUUCAGGUGUUUCUCUCAAGGGAUGUUGCCUGCCAUACAGACCACCUGGAAACACAUACUGUAGCCACACGGCUAUCCUUAAAGACUUUCCGGCCCCACUUCACAAGUAAAGAAGACUGCGAUGCCUUUGGAGACCGUAGCACGCAGCGCGGCGCCACCUCUGAGAGUCUGGGUGUGGACGCCCCUGGCUCCUCCCACAUGUCCAGUCACGGUGGGGAGCUGAAGAUCCUGAGCGUCUACGGUAAAGGGGAGGGCCCACUGGCGGUUGGCGGCCAUGACACCCUCUUCACCGCGUCGGAAGUGGAGGCCCUGAACUCGCUGUCUGCGGACCACAGCGCGGACAAGAGCCUGGAGCGCGGCGAGCGGCUGGUCUGCCACGAGGAGCUGAGUGUGCAGCAGCAGACCCCGGACACCAUUUCAAUCAAGGUUGAAGAGGAUAUUGGUGGAGGCAUGCCCGCUGUAGAAGACUGCGAUGCCUUUGGAGACCGUAGCACGCAGCGCGGCGCCACCUCGGAGAGUCUGGGUGUGGACGGCCCUGGCUCCUCCCACAUGUCCAGUCACGGCGGGGAGCUGAAGAUCCUGAGCGUCUACGGUAAAGGGGAGGGCCCACUGGCGGUGGGCGGCCAUGACACCCUCUUCACCGCGUCAGAAGUGGAGGCCCUGAACUCGCUGUCUGCAGACCAUAGCGCGGCCAAGAGCCUGGAGCGCGGCGAGCGGCUGGUCUGCCACGAGGAGCUGAGUGUGCAGCAGCAGACCCCAGACACCAUAUCAAUCAAGGAUGAAGAGGAUAUUGGUGGAGGCAGUCCUGCUGUAGGAGACGGCAAUGACAUCAGAGACUGCAGCACGCAGCGCGGCGCCACCUCGGAGAGUCUGCGUGUGGACGCCCCCGGCUCCUCCCACAUGUCAAUUCACAGCGGGGAGCUGCGCAUCCUGAGCGUCUACGGACAAGGGGAGGGCCCACUGGCGGUGGACGGCCAUGACACCCUCUUUGCCGCGUCAGAACUGGAGGCCUUGAGCUCGCUGUCCGCUGACCACAGCGUGGCCAAGAGCCUGAACUGCAGCGUACGGCUGGUCCGCCUUGAGGAGCUGACUGGGCAUCAGGGCGGCCGCAAGGGCCGGUCCGGUGUCUUGUGUGGCAAGGUUAUUCCCAACAAUGCCAAUAUGAUCGUCCACAUGAGGACUCACUCUGGGGAAAAGCCCUACAAGUGUGACCAAUGCAUGAAGUGCUUCAGUCUUUGCUUCACCCUGAAGCGCCACAUGUCAACUCACUCCGGGAAGAAGCCCUACAGGUGUGACCAAUGCACGAUACGGUUCAGUCUGCCAAGAUACCUGAAGAUCCACAUGUCGACUCACACCGGGGAGAAGCCCUACAGGUGUGACCAAUGCACGAGGAGCUUCAAUCGGAAAGACCACCUGAAGAUCCACAUGUCAACUCACACCGGGGAGAAGCCCUACAGGUGUGACCAAUGCAUGAGGAGCUUCAAUCGGAAAGACACCCUGAAGAUCCACAUGUGGACUCACUCCGAGGAGAAGCCCUACAGGUGUGACCAAUGCACGGGGAGCUUCGGUCGGAAAGGCACCCUGAAGAUCCACAUGAGGACUCACUCUGGGGAGAAGCCCUGCGUGUGUUUGCAGUGCGACGCCAGCCACAGCGACCCAGGCAGUUAGUGUGUGCACAUGCUCAAACACACUUUGACACGGGGUAACGGGACGCUUUGAUUGAGACCUCCGUCCUGUAUUGUUUGAAAUUACUGCUUUUAGUUUUUCUUUUCAUCACGAUUAAACGCUUUCAACUUUUGAUUUGGUUUGUUUUUAUUAAUAAUUGAUGUCUGUGUUGAAUAACUUAUUUCUAGGACACUUCUGACGGCAAAAUAUUUGAUUUAAUGUAGAGCUUGAUCAGGGGAAGAUACAGGCAGCAAAGUUACCAAGCAUACACUCAAUGAGACGACGGGUGUACAUGAUUCUUAUUGGAAACGUUGACAUCGUGGGUAAAUACAACGGAAACAAAGGUCAGGGGGAGGGGCCUUUGUGGAGUUUAGGAUUGGCCAGAGGAGAGACCAAGUUAAAUUGCAAAGAAGUCGGUGGAUUGGCCUCAGUAUCAAACUUGGUGCCCACAGUUGCAAAUGCAAACUAUCUAAACACCUUUCAAUUAGAGAGGGCGGAAGGUAUCUAUAGGACCAUGGAGAAUGGAUAGAACUUCAUUGAAAUUGAGUUGAGGGUUCAUAUAAUUUGUAUAUUAAAGUUAUGCUUGAUAUUGCCACAACAUUGUCAUUACCGUUAUCUUUGUUAUUACAAAAAGCCUGCAAAGUUCACUUGGGAAAUAUACUGCGAUCGAACCGCACAUUAUACAUGAUUGUGUUCAUUCCACUUACCAUUCCAUUCUGUGCGCUUAAGGCUAACUACCUUGGAUGGAUUGUAUCAUAAUAGGCGAUAAUGGUUGAAAAUUAUCCCUGGUUAAAUGUCUAGAUCUCAGUGAUGCUCAGUUUAGGCCGGUCCUCCCUCUAGAAGGCAGCAUUAUUCUAACGGGACAAAGUCAGAAGAUUCCUAGCAUUGGUCCCCCUUCGCUCCCUGUUUGCAGCGGCGGCUGGUGAUCCAAUUCGUGGGUGGGGUGCAGUAAUGGACGGGGGUCCUCCCCAAGAAAAUAUAGAAUUGUUUUCUAGGAUGCCCACUAGCUAAAAAUGUAUUCCGAUUCAUAGCCUACAUCC